This is a messenger RNA of Caenorhabditis remanei, 1950 nucleotides long. RefSeq lists its product as uncharacterized. Bases 1 to 1950 code for a protein of 649 amino acids. The transcript has 9 exons. Lineage: Eukaryota; Metazoa; Nematoda; Chromadorea; Rhabditida; Rhabditidae. The record is from RefSeq and is a predicted model, not a curated record.
AUGAACGGAUUCAACGGAUUUCCCGGAGGAAUGAAUGGUGGACAGAAUGGACAAAAUCCUGGACAUCCGCUCCAACAAAAUUUUGGUGGUUUUCCACCGCAACAACCACAACCACAACACAACAUGCAGCUGCACCAAAAUCUUCUGAUGACAGCCAUCAACAACAUCAUUCGUGGAAACCUGCAAACCCCUGGAGGUCCAGGAAAUCCACCAAUGUUAAAUGUUGGUGGUUUUCUACCACAAUUUCCACCACCCACACUACCAAAUAUGGCUCCAUUGAUGAUGGCUCUGAAUAGAAGUCGUGGUAUCAAUUUUCUGAGGAGCCCUGGAGAUAGCCCACCAGAAAUCGGUAUACCGGCAUUGGCUCGCCCAACUGCUCCAGGAAACCAGCCAGGGCCGUCGGUCCCAGCUCCAGUCCCAGGGUUCCAGCUCCCAGCUCCAUCGUCGGUACCACCUCCAGUCCCAGCUCCACGAUUCUCCAUUCGAGGCCUCAACCUCGAUCUUUCUCCUUCCAACGCCGUCCCAUCCACCUCUGCUCCCGGUACAUCUUUGGCAAUUCCAGACACCCAGACCACACCGCCAGUCACUGUCGAGGCCUGGUGUCAAACAACCUUGUCAGGGCCCAGCAAUUGCACGAACUGUUAUUAUAGAAAGCAUUGCGUGACAGUCAAUGAAGCACUCCAGGAAAGUAUUCGGAAUUCCGAUAUAUAUUUUUCUGUGUUUGGUGGAGAGAAGGAGAAGUGGGCGGAGGAGAAACGAGAGUUGGAGUCAAAAGCUGAAACCACGAGAAGCGAGUUGGAGGCCACCAAAAGGGAGAGAGAUGGAUGGAAAUAUAAGGUAGAUGGGCUGGAGGGAGAAAAUCAAGAUUUGAAAGAAAAGAUGGCGGCGCUCGAAAAGAAAAUGAAGCAAAUGAAACAAGAGCAAAUGGAUAAAUUGUUGGUGGAGGAAGAAGCGAAAAAGACCAUAGAGACAGAACGAGAUGAGCUCCAACUGAAGGUCGUCGGAUUGGAGGGUGAGACAAAAAAUGUGAAAAAUUGCCUCACGAGCAAAGAAGCCGAGCUUGCAGCCCAAGACGCUCGCCACAAGUCCGAAAUUGAUAAAAAGAAUGAAGAAAUGGUGCAGAUGAGAGCAGAAAAUCAAGGGCAAAGGACUCUAAUGGAUUCCAUGAAAACCAGGAUCGUGCAGCUUGAGGGAGACAAUCAGGGGCUCAUCGCCGAACGUGACCAGACCGCCACCAAUCACCAGAAUCAAAUGAGAGAAAAAGAUGAAGAAAUAAAAAGAGUGCGGGAAGCGGCUACAUUAAAAGAAUCGAGAUUGACUAAUGAAUUAGAAAGAAUCACCAGCCAGUGCACAGAAUUAUUGGAAAGAUCUGAGCGAAGUAAAAAAGAAGAAGAUGCCGCAAGAAAAGUGCUCGAACAAGAACGAGAGGCCGAAAUGGAACAUCUGAGAGAGAAAAAUGAAAGACUUGUAAAGGAGAAGACGGAUUUGGGCACGAAAGCCGGAGUGUCCGAUCAGGAGGUCACAGCUUUGAAAGGAGAACUAAAAAGAUUGAACUCGGCUAUGGGAAGACAAAACAUGGACCUCACAACUGCUCAAGAAAAAGCGGAAUCUCUGCAGAGGGACGUUAGGAACCUUCAAGGUGCCAUAGAUGGAGAAAUGAACAAUUUGAAGGAAACAGUACGGACAGGAGGCGUAACAAUCGUACAGCAGGAGAGGGACCUGACUCUGCUAAGAGACGAAAACAAGAGAAAAAUGGAAGAGAUGAAUGAAAUGAAGGAAAAAAUGAAGAAGAUGGAGAAAGACGCUGAGAUGUUCAAAGAGUUCGGAGAGCAGCAUCGUGCUCUCGUCGAAAAGUUUGAUAGCUGUGUGGCUUCGACAUCAUCCACAGCUCCACCAAAAGAUGAUAAAGAUGACCAAGAACCAGCUACGAAAAAGCGAAAACGCGAUUGA